Molecule: messenger RNA, 2250 nt
Organism: Sphenostylis stenocarpa
Lineage: Eukaryota; Viridiplantae; Streptophyta; Magnoliopsida; Fabales; Fabaceae
Source: the annotation of a GenBank genome assembly
AUGGCGUCUUCGCUCUCCGCCAGACCGUUCUCAACCAAAGCUCUAUCCGCCGUCGCAUCUCUCAAUUCCGAUCUCCGAUCUCUGUCCCCUGGUUAUCUCCGACUCGCGCUCCGUCCUCGCCUUUCCAAGAGACUCCAGAUACAGGCGGCUGGGAGUACUUAUGGGAAUCACUUUCGAGUGACAACAUAUGGAGAAUCUCACGGAGGAGGUGUUGGUUGUGUCAUCGAUGGAUGUCCUCCUCGCAUUCCUCUUUCUGAAGCUGACAUGCAAGUGGAUCUUGACAGAAGGAGGCCAGGUCAGAGCCGAAUUACAACUCCUAGAAAGGAGACUGAUACAUGUAAAAUAUUUUCCGGAGUCUCCGAAGGACUUACUACAGGAACUCCAAUUCAUGUAUUUGUUCCCAACACGGAUCAAAGAGGAAAUGACUAUAGUGAGAUGUCAUUAGCUUAUAGGCCUUCCCAUGCAGAUGCUACCUAUGACAUGAAGUAUGGUGUCAGAUCAGUUCAGGGUGGUGGUAGAUCUUCUGCAAGAGAAACAAUUGGACGGGUUGCUUCUGGUGCUGUUGCUAAGAAAAUCCUUAAAGACUUUUCUGGAACUGAGAUUCUUGCCUAUGUAUCUCAAGUUCAUAAGGUUAUUCUUCCCGAGGACCUUAUUAAUCAUGACACUCUGACAAUUGGCCAGAUUGAGAGUAACAUUGUUCGAUGUCCAGACCCUGAAUAUGCAGAGAAGAUGAUAGCUGCUAUUGAUGCUGUACGAGUGAGGGGUGAUUCUGUUGGUGGUGUUGUAACAUGCAUUGUGAGGAACUGUCCUCGAGGUCUUGGCUCACCAGUGUUUGACAAACUCGAGGCUGAGCUGGCUAAAGCUGUUAUGUCAUUGCCUGCAACCAAGGGCUUUCAGUUUGGGUCUGGGUUUGCAGGUACUGAAAUUUGCUUGUCUUGUGAUUUUGAUCUGACUAAAAUGGUACAAAUUAAACAACGAACCUUUUUAACUGGGAGUGAACACAAUGAUGAGUUCUAUAUAGAUGAACAUGGAAGGACAAGAACGAGAACCAAUCGCUCUGGUGGGAUACAGGGUGGAAUUUCCAAUGGGGAAAUCAUUAAUAUGAGAAUAGCUUUCAAGCCAACAUCGACUAUUGGAGUAGAGGAAGAGGAUCAGAGAGCUAAUGAAGCUGCUUCUUUGAAGAAGCAACAUACUGUGACUCGGGACAAAAAAGAAACAGAGCUGAUAGCCCGUGGUCGCCAUGAUCCUUGUGUUGUCCCAAGAGAACAAGUUUGCCUCUUGCGAGGGGAUCCAGCACCUGGUCUGCAUGUUCGCCUUGUGCCAGAUAUUUUUGCGGAUGCAAUCUAUCUCCUAGCAGCUGGGAAUACUUAUGGGAAUCAUUUCCGUGUGACAACAUUCGGAGAAUCUUAUGGAGGAGGUGUUGGUUGUGUCAUCGAUGGAUGUCCUCCUCGCAUUUCUCUCUCGGAAGCUGAUAUGCAAGUGGAUCUUGAAAGAAGGAGGCUAGGACUUACUACUGGAACUCCAAUUCAUGUAUUUGUACCCAAUACUGAUCAAAUAGGAAAUGACUAUGAUGAGAUGUUAUUAGCUUAUAGGCCUUCCCAUGCUGAUUUUACCUAUGACAUGAAGUAUGGUGUCAGAUCAGUUCAGGGUGGUGGUAGAUCUUCUGCAAGAGAAACAAUUGGAAGGGUCGCCUCUGGUGCUGUUGCUAAGAAAAUCCUUAAAGACUUUUCUGGAACUGAGAUUCUUGCCUAUGUGUCUCAAGUUCAUAACAUUAUUCUUCCCGAGGACCUUAUUGAUCAUGACAUUUUGACGUUUGGUCAGAUUGAUAGUAAUAUCGUUCGAUGUCCAGACCCUGAAUAUGCAGAGAAGAUGAUAGCUGCAAUUGAUGCUAUACAAGUGAGAGGUGAUUCUAUUGGUGGUGUUGUAACAUGCAUUGUGAGGAAUUGUCCUCGUGGUCUUGGUUCACCAGUGUUUGACAAACUUGAGGCUGAGCUGGCUAAAGCUGUUAUGUCAGUGCCUGCAACCAAGGGCUUUCAGUUGGGGUCUGGGUUUGCAGGAACCUUUUUAACUGGGAGUGAACACAAUGAUGAGUUCUAUAUAGAUGAACAUGGAAGGACAAGAACAAGAACAAAUCGCUCUGGUGGGAUACAGGGUGGAAUUUCCAAUGGGGAAAUCAUUGAUAUGACAAUAGCUUUCAAGCCCACAGCGACUAUUGGAGUAGAGGAAGAGGAUAAGAGAGAUUGUGAAUAA